AUGAAGUUUAACAUCUCUUUCCCCGAAACAGGACAACAAAAAUGCAUCGAUAUCGACGAUGAGCGCAAAGUAAGACUCUUUUACGAUCGCAGAAUGGGGCAAGAAAUUGAUGGAGAAGCCUUAGGAGAAGAGUUUAAAGGCUACAUCUUCCGUAUCUCUGGAGGCAAUGACAAGCAAGGCUUUUCAAUGAAGCAAGGAGUCCUUGAAAACAAAAGAGUCCGCUUAUUGCUUUCAGCUGGACACACCAACUACCGCCCUCGCAAAAAAGGUGAGAGAAAGCGCAAAUCAGUCAGAGGCUGCAUUGUUGGCCACGAUAUCGCUGUUCUUCAACUUGUUGUCACCAAAAAGGGUCCAGGUGAGCUCCCUGGCAUCACCGACAGCCCUAUUGCAAGAAGACUUGGCCCAAAAAGAGCUUCAAGAAUCAGAAAGUUAUUCGCCUUAGACAAAGGAGUUGACAAGAAAUCUGUGAAAGCUGAAGAAAGAGACGAUGUUAGAAAAUAUGUCGUCAAGAGAGAAAUCAAAAGAGAAGGGAAAAAGCCUUACUUUAAAGCUCCAAAGAUACAAAGACUUAUUAUAACUUAAGCAUCCUUAUGGAUUGUUCAAGCCUUCAAUUCCUUCUGUCAUAUGGGGGCUUGCAAAGUUAACUCCGACUGACAAGUCAGACCUCAAUUUGGCAAAUAUACAGGAUAUCGCAGAUUUGCCAAGUUAAGGUUUCACUCGUCAAAUAGAGUUGAAUUUGCAGGCUCUCAGCUUGGCAGUAGGAAUUCAAGGCUUUAACAAUCCAUACGGAUACUUAAGAUAUACUGCUGAGAGGUUAAGAAGAAAAACUAAGGAAAAAGCUCAGAAGAAGGAGAGAUGGCAGAGGGCUAAAGAAGCUGCAAAGAAAUAUAAUGUUCUGUUGAAUAAUGUAUUACAUGAGAGACAUGUGGCAGAAGCUCAGGCUCACACCCAAAAGGUGGAAGAAAAGAAAGCUUAA
Molecule: messenger RNA, 976 nt
Organism: Blepharisma stoltei
Lineage: Eukaryota; Ciliophora; Heterotrichea; Heterotrichida; Blepharismidae
Source: the annotation of a GenBank genome assembly